AAUUCGAUCAGAAAUCAGAAAAACCCUAGUAUACUCAAAACCUUGCCAUAUAUAUAGUCACAAAACCCUUCGAACCUUCUUUCUCUUUCGGUAGUAGAAGUAGUCAUUCUCUCCCAGCUCCGUCUCUUUCUCUCUCACUUUUGCUCCUAAAACCCUAUUGCGAUUCUUCCUCUCUCUUCAUUCAAUGGAGUUUUGGGGUGCUGAGGUUAAGGUUGGUGAGAUUGUUAAAGUAGACAACAAGGAAUCUGAUGUCUGCAUACACCUUUCUCAGGUUGCUCUUGGUGAGUCCAAGAAGGACAAAUCCAGUGAGCCUGUGGUUGUUUAUUUGAAAGUUGGAGAACAGAAAUUUGUUGUGGGAACCCUUAACAAGGAGAAGUUUCCUCAAAUUGCUCUUGAUUUGGUUGUUGAGAAGGAGUUUGAGCUUUCCCACACUUCCAAGAACGCCAGUGUCCACUUUUGUGGAUACAAGACACCUGUCGCUGAUGAUGAGGAGGAUGAUUUUUCAGACGAUAGUAGUGAUGAGGAUCAUCCAUUGCCAGUUGCACAAAAUGGAAAAACUGAAGUAAAAGUUGAGGAAGUAAAGGUUUCUCAAUCUAAAAAACCUGAUGCUCAGGCUGGUGCAUCAAAACAAGUAAAGGUAGUUGAACCAAAGAAAACAGAGGAUUCAGACGAUGAAUCUGAUGAGGAUGAUGAAAUUGACAGUUCAGAUGAAGAGAUGGAGGAUGGCGAGAGUGAUGAGGAGGGUGAAAGUGAUGAAGAUGAUGAUGAGGAAGAUACCCCACCCAAGAAGGUGGACCAAGGAAAGAAGAGGCAAAAUGAAUCCGCGACAAAAACUCCUAUUUCUAACAAGAAAGCAAAAAAUGCUACCCCUGAAAAGACCGAUGCUAAGAAAGGUGGCCAUACAGCAACUCCUCACCCAGCAAAGAAGGGUGGAAAGACUCCAAACAGUGAUGGCAAGGACACUCCCAAGUCUGGUGGACAAUUCCUCUGCAAAAGUUGCAACAAGAAUUUCAAUUCUGAAACUGGUCUCCAACAACAUAGCAAGGCUAAGCAUGGUCAGUGAUAUUGGAUUUUAAGCUGAUUCAUUUGGUAUUUUUGCCGGAUAUAUUAGUUUCGUAAUGUAAGAACUUUAGGUAUCGUUGGUCACAUUUUGACCUAGUAAGUUAUUAUGGGGUUCGCAUGUUUGAAAGUUUUGUUUUGACAUUGCUGGGCGUCACAAUUAAUUUCUUUAGAUGGUUUUCUGCUUCA
Arachis duranensis is the source of this 1248-nucleotide messenger RNA. Its product is annotated as histone deacetylase HDT1. NCBI's taxonomy places the organism in Eukaryota, Viridiplantae, Streptophyta, Magnoliopsida, Fabales, Fabaceae. Bases 185 to 1063 code for a protein of 292 amino acids. The record is from RefSeq and is a predicted model, not a curated record. The transcript has 10 exons.